AAAAUAACUUGGGAGAAGCUGCUCACAGGCAUCUGAAUUUGAAUGACCCUGCAUGUGGAGACUGCCUUCAUCUUAUUUUGAAAAGAUCGCUGGAAGACUGUUUUCCCCUCUACUUAUCUUCUCCAGACACAGACGGGCACGCACGCACUCACGCACGCACAAAUGCACGCACGCACCACGCAUGCGCACACACAGUUUCUGUUCCUUCAAGAAGAACCUACCGAGCCAGGCACUUCAGGAUCCUAGAGGCUCCUUCUGCAGCUGCCCGGCCCCAGGAUGGUGACGAUGCUCGUGCUGCUUUCCACGCUGGCAGGCCUUGUUGCAGAGGCUGAGGGAGCAGUGCACUUCGGGAAGUGCCCGAGCCCCCCGGUGCAGGAGAAUUUUGACGUGAACAAGUAUCUUGGAAGAUGGUUCGAAAUUGAGAAGAUCCCCGUGAGCUUUGAGAAAGGAAACUGUAUCCAGGCCAACUACUCACUAAAGGAAAACGGAAAUAUCAAAGUGCUCAACCAGGAGUUGAGACUGGAUGGAACCGUGAACCAAAUUGAAGGUGAAGCCACCCUGACCAACAUCACGGAGCCCGCCAAACUAGGAGUUAAGUUUUUCCAGCUGAUGCCAUCAGCACCGUAUUGGGUCCUGGCCACCGACUACGACAACUAUGCCCUCGUCUACUCCUGUACCAACAUCGUCUGGUUUUUCCAUGUUGACCACGUUUGGAUCUUGGGAAGAAACCGUUAUCUGCCCCCAGAAACAGUGACCUACCUAAAAGAUAUCCUGACUUCUAACAGCAUUGACAUCAAGAAAAUGACCAUCACAGAUCAGGCGAACUGCCCCGACUUGCUGUAAGGAGGCUCUAGGGCGUGGCAGCAGCCACCCUGUCACUUCCUCUGCUUUGCUUUCCCCGCCUGGCCCACACCUCCUAAAGACACAGAACCACCCAUGAUGACAGCUGCAAACACCGGCAGGGGAGUUCGCAGAAGCCACUGGAGGGGCACUCGAGGAAAGCUGGCCCAACACUUAGCCUCUGCUCACCCUGCCACCUUGCCACCAACAAUAAACAUGUUGUGACCUUU
This is a messenger RNA of Chinchilla lanigera (long-tailed chinchilla), 1070 nucleotides long. RefSeq names its product apolipoprotein D (gene Apod). The record is from RefSeq and is a predicted model, not a curated record. Lineage: Eukaryota; Metazoa; Chordata; Mammalia; Rodentia; Chinchillidae. The coding region runs from base 277 to 843 and encodes 188 amino acids. Gene Ontology annotation, molecular function: cholesterol binding. Gene Ontology annotation, biological process: tissue regeneration; brain development; lipid transport. The transcript is spliced from 6 exons.